This is a messenger RNA of Seminavis robusta, 1751 nucleotides long. NCBI's taxonomy places the organism in Eukaryota, Bacillariophyta, Bacillariophyceae, Naviculales, Naviculaceae. The record is from the annotation of a GenBank genome assembly.
CAUAAAAUACAUAUAUGCAUAGGAGUGCUAAGAGAGACAAGCUGUGUCACCCGAGUGCUCCGUCGUGGAGUCGAGUGCGCAGGGGUGCUCCGCACUCCUUGUGUGCAGGCUGGUGGAGUCACAGUCAUGAAAAGCCCACGAAGCAGACGCAACGGCGUUCACUUCCCUGCCAGCUGCUGGUAGCGAGUGGGUACUAGCCGGCAGCCCGUACCAGUACGGUACCGUACCGGAUGAAUGGUUUGGAGACGGUGAUGUACCUAUGGACGCAGGUUACCGCUUCCGGUUUUUGUGCACUACUAGCCACUGGGAUCGUUUCACUCGUGAAAAAGCCGUAAACGCGUCAAGCACAUCGUGUUGCAAAUACUGGGAUCUGGUGUUGGCCAAUUUUGGUCUGCCGAUGCGCCAUUGGGCGACACAAAGAUGGCUCUUUCAACGAAAAUUGGUCCGUACCGUACGGAAGCCAUCGGCCUCAAUUGUGGUGUAGCCAAGAUGGUCGAGUCGAAGCGAAUCUGAUCGAGACAUAAAAGAACUUUGUUCUGCUGAGUGCGUUCUGCAUUGCAUGCAACCUGCACGGCGCAUAAUACGAAUUGCCUACCAUGACGCCUGCAAAAUUAUCUGUCAUCUUUGGUGUUGUUUCUUCUCUCGUGGGGUCCAGUCUCGUACAGUUUGCCUUGGCCGAAGGCUUGAAAGGGGCAACUCACCCAACUCGGAGCCGUGCUCUACAGGACAUUGAUCUUGGUGAAAUCAUUGGGUUUGGUUGUUUCUCGGAACGAGCAACAGUGGAGGUACAAGGCCGCUCGGAACCUGUUCCAAUCAUGGAUCUACGUGUGGGGGAUCAAGUCUUGACAAAUGAUCGUUCCUAUGCUCCCGUCUAUGCCUUUGGGCACCGUCACACGAGCAAGCUGGCUUCAUUUGUGCAGAUUCAAACAGUCCAGGGGAGCUUGGAAAUAACGCCGGAACAUCUAGUGUUUCUCCACGGGGAGGCGUAUCCAGUGCGGGCUGAUUCGAUUCAGGAGGGUGAUGUGCUUCACGGGAAAGAUGGCAACUCCAGAGUCGAAGUAAUCGAAGUCGACAACGUUAUUCGGAAAGGCGUUUAUGCUCCCUUUACGACAACUGGGACAAUCGUUGUUGACGGAAUUGUGGCUUCUUCCUAUGUGGCUUUGCAAGUAGGCAGCAAAGACUACGUCCAAUUGAACAACGGAUGGAACGCCAUCCCGCACCACACCUACAUGCAUAUCGGGUUGUCUCCGCUGCGACAGGUAUGCUUGGGAUUGUCGCCUCGACUCUGCAGUCACGACGACAAUGAAGAGGGAAUGCCGUCCUAUGUGGCUUUUGCAAAGAAGUUUACUCAUGAUGUCCACAGCCAGAGCAUCGUGGUACAGGUGAUGGUCUUGCUGGGGACAGUGAUUCUCAUGACUGUCCUGGUUGCCGUUGAAUCGGUAUUCGGUGCGACCUAUGCAGCACCAAGAUAGUGUUAGCACACUUGCAGGAACCCACCUUUUGAUGCGGGCUUUGAAUGUUCGUGUAAGAGCCCACAUCAGUUUAUCCAAAGAAGCGGACACGUUGAAGUCUUGCCGCAAGGUCAGAACCGGAGCACUUGAACCAAGAAACGAACGUACCGUCACACACAAUGACAUUUGUAUGCUGUUGGUAUUGGCCAGCAAUUGAAGAUAUCAGACACUACACCGAGAAAGACCAACCCAAUAAUAUAUGGAGACAGUCCUUAUUAAGAAAUAUGAUUGUUUUUUGGC